Messenger RNA from Mugil cephalus (flathead mullet), 11804 nucleotides. RefSeq names its product trichorhinophalangeal syndrome I (gene trps1). Gene Ontology annotation, molecular function: RNA polymerase II transcription regulatory region sequence-specific DNA binding; DNA-binding transcription factor activity; zinc ion binding. Gene Ontology annotation, cellular component: nucleus. The record is from RefSeq and is a predicted model, not a curated record. Lineage: Eukaryota; Metazoa; Chordata; Actinopteri; Mugiliformes; Mugilidae. Gene Ontology annotation, biological process: regulation of transcription by RNA polymerase II. The transcript has 11 exons. Bases 1946 to 6610 code for a protein of 1554 amino acids.
UGUCUCUGUUUUAGGGUUUUUGUUUAGUAUUAAAUGUUGAAAUAACAUUUAAAAAAAAUCUGUUUGUGAAUUUGUUGUGGUAUUACACGUGUAAAUAAAUCACGAUAGAGUGAAUGCAACUUUAAUUGUUUUUUUAUUUUUUAUUUUGUGUGUUUAAGUAAGUGAGAUUGUAUAUUUGUUACUUUAGGAGAAGGCGUUUUUUUUUUAAGCAUUUAGUAUUGCGGGUACUUCAAUAAGCGAUACAAAUGUAUGUAUGCGUGUCACUUUAAGAGUCAGUGUUUUUGUUUUUAUUUGGUGUCCAAUGUGCUCAAAUAGGCGAGACUGCGGUCUGUGUCACUUUAAGAGUCAGUGAUUUCGCUAGGGUAGUUGAUUUGGUUUAGUGUUAACUGUGUUCAAAUAAGUGAGAUUACAGUGCGUGUCACUUUAAGAGUCUGUCUUGGGGUGGCUUCUUGAUAUUAAUAGAGCUGCUGUGUCUUCCUCCUCUGACGUAAUGCCCACAGCCUACAGAGAGACAGGCAGAGAGGUCCUGUCACAGCAAAGCGAUAACACUAGUCUGAAAGAAAAAAAAAUUACAUUUAACGAGCUGCUCUGCUUUGGUUUGCUGUGGCCAGCAUAUCCGCGCUCUGGGCGGCUGAAUAACAUAUAGACCAUCGGAAUAUUGCAGCACCCGAGCCAAACUCACUCACUAAUGAGUCGGUAUUAGUCUAGUUUUAUGUGCCGCCGUGAAGCCUUAACUAUCUCUCCUUCCCUCUCAGACCAAAGAAAAAAAGAGACAGCCAAGACACAGUCACCCCGUCCGACAUCAUCAACAAACAAAAACCCCACAAAGAGACGAACCAGCCAGCCAGCCAAGCCAAGCAGCCACCAUCUUAACGUGCUGCUGAAAGAGACACACACAGAGAGAGAAAAGAGGCUAAUGCUUAUUUUGAUCAACAGGUAAGCAGCACCAAAAGGAACACAACACAAACGCAACACACCAUCCACACGCCAGCCCUCUCUACUUUGGUGCAGUGGCAUUGUUAAAAAAAAAAAAAAAAAAAGAGAGAGAAGAAAGAAGAAGAAAUGCAUCCGCGGUGCACGGUUGGAGUUUGUUGACGGCGAAAUGCAUGCUCUCGGACAAAGUGGGGAGAUGAAAUUUGCUCGUUCUUGAAGGGGGGGAAGCGAUUAGGAGAGCAAAUAUCGCUCAGCUAGCCGUUUGUAGUUUUUACGACGGGCAGCAGUCGGUUUCCGUCUUAUGUAACUAACGGCCUGAGCGGCGUCGGUAAGGAAAGAAGGAUCUGCUGAAUGAGAGGGAGGAAAAGAGCAGCACCGCUUUGAAUUCACAUGGCAAUUUACAUUUAGGUUAGGACACCCAAACGCUACACAAAUACAAAUUGGGGGCUACUGGGGACGGGCUACUGCUUUGAUUUAAAAGACUUGAGUUUGAAGCCAUCAGCACGGGGACGCGGAGUAAGUCGCCUCAAGUGUUUUCUGUUGUGGAGGUGAUCGCGGGCUCUGACAACCGUGACCGAGGACCUAAACCAGAAGUGAAAAAAAAAUAAAAAAAGGGACGGCCCGCAUAAAACUUAUUACACGGAUCUACAACACGCUUGAAUGCUGUAAUGCCCAGCUGGUAAGCAUAAGAAAGGAGCCCGGCGACUGGAAGGUAGCUGAUGCUACUUGCAGUUGGAGACCCUUCCAGGCACGAGUGGAGGAAGCCGAGAGUCCCUCGCUGCGACUUUCUGCUGCCCGUGGGGAGUUGCGUGGACCUCGCGGAGAAAUGGAGGGAUUCUAGUCCCGGUCUGACGCCUCGAUUUCUGCUUUCCAUUACCUUGUGGAGUACUGACGGCCGGUAGCCAAGUCGCGCUGCUGGACGGAACCGUUGCGGCGCGGGGGUCGGGUCGAAAGCCGCUUCAACAGAGCUGAUGCCAAAGCCAGGAGUCAGCCAUGAUGUUUUUAUAACCUGAUGAUCAGCAGAGAGAUGGUGAGGAAGAAGAACCCCCCUAUCCGGAGUGUGGGAGGAGAGGAGGAAGAGGAAGAAGAGGGGAGAAGGCCAGCGGGAGAGGAGGAAGAGGAAGGAGAGGAGGAGGGGAGAGUGGGAGCGGAGGCCGAGCGGAUAAACCGGCCCUCCGAGCCGGAGUCGUCGGAACGCGUCGGGGGCGACGAGGAGGAGGAGGAGGGGGAGAGCGAGUGCAUUUCCUCCUCCGUCUCCCCCUCGUCCGUCGGCGGCGACCGCUACGGCAACGAGGAGCGAGGGGAGAGGAGGAGGGGAGGCCGGGCCAAGCGAGGGGGGCCCGCGCUGACUGACAGGCCCGAGAGCCAGUCGGAGCCCGAGGAUGGGGAGAAGGGGGCAGAGGAAGGGGAGAGGAGCGGCAGGGACAGGGGGGAGGCCGAUCAUCUCGCUCCUCCGCUGCUCUCCGCUCCCCACCUCCGCCCCAGACAGGAAGGGGGGGAGGAGUCGACAACCGACACCCCUCCGCUCUCCUCCAGCCCCUCUCCCAAACUCCAGGACUUCAAGUGCAAUGUGUGCGGCUACGGUUACUAUGGCAACGACCCCGCCGACCUGGUGAAGCACUUUAGGAAGUAUCACCUGGGCCUGCACAACCGCACACGACAGGAUGCUGCCCUCGACACACACAUCCUGGCCCUCCACAACAUGGCUCCCCAGCACACACCUCUCGUUUGUCCUGCUCUUCCUUGUCCUUCAGACAUCCAGGCGGGACAAGGACAGAAGAGCCAAGCCAAAGAGUUGGGGAAGAUCAGAGCAAACAUGCAGAAUCAGCAGCACAGGACGGUCAUGGUGAACGGCACGUACGACGUACAGGUGACGUUGGGUGGCACACUAAUUGGGAUCGGCCGAAAGACCUCUGAUUGCCAGGGCAACACUAAGUACUUUCGUUGCAAAUUCUGCAAUUUCACAUACAUGGGCAGCAAUUCCUUGGAACUUGAACAGCACUUCCUGUCCUCGCACCCGAACAAAGUCAAAACCCCACCGAGCACGCCCCUGCUGGCCACCAACAACCUGCCGGCGCACGACAACAACCAGCUGAAGGGGCGGAGUCCCGUCCUGGACGGGGCGGAGCGGGUCGCGGUGCGGGCGGAGGACGACUCCUUGGUGGGGUACUUCAUCCCGGUCAGGGCGUGCUCCGAUUCGUCGGGCUGGACGGGAGAGGCCGGGCGGGGGGCCGUGCAGGCGUAUUACUGGUGCAAGUUCUGUAGCUGGAGCUGCGAGUGGUCGGGGGGUUCGGCGAAGCUUCUGGAGCACUAUGAACAGAGGCACAGAAUGAGCGCGGGCGGCACCAUGAGCCCCAACAACUCUAAUCCUGGAGGGAUGGAGAGAGAAAGAGGAGGAGGAAGAAGAGAUGGAGGAGACCACAUGGCUGCCAAAAGCCGCAAAGAUCAAUCAUCCAACCCGUCCAGCACCAGCCAAGGAGACCCCAACAGCAGCGACUCAGAAGCGGUCGUGACCAGUUAUAAUUGCCAGUUGUGCGAUUUCCGGUACUCGAUGGCCCACAGCGCGGAUGUGAUCGUGGUGGCGCCGCUGCUGCUGCACUACCAGCACAACCACUCCAUCCACCGCUGCUGCAUCCAGCACUGCAUGUACUGUCCGCAGGGCCUCUGUCAGCCGCAUAAACACCUGGGGGAGGUCUCUCAUCCGUUCGCUUGUCGGAAACCCACCUGCCCUAAAUGCUCCUCAAAGUUCCCUCAGUCCACCAAACAGCAGGACGCCGUUGGUAUGAAACCUGCUGCCGCCUCGUCGCCCAGCAUGACCCCUCCCAAUCCCAGAGGUGACCCUAGUGUGAUUUCUGGUUCGACCUUUCACCCCUCUAACCCUUCUCAUCCUGUUGUCACGCAAGGCGUCACCCACCUGUGUGACCAGUGCGCGUUCGCCACCACCGACAUCGACGUGUUGCUGCAACACUACGAAAGCUGCCACACCCUGAUCAACCUGAAGGGGGCUCCGCCGCAUGUCAAGGCGGAGGAAGAAGCAGGGGGGGACAAGGACGGAGGGAGAGGAGGAGGAGGAGGUGGAGGAGACAGGGAGUACUCGUGUACAAAGUGUCACUUCAUCACGGAAGUGGAAGAGGAGAUUUUUAGACACUACAGGCGUGUCCACGCAUGUUGCCGAUGUCGACGCUGCGACUUCACAGCUCCCGACUCGUCCGCCCUCCUCGACCAUUUCAACUCCGCCCACUGCCAUGACUCCUCUCCAUCAUUAGGCUCCUUGCCCACCUCGCUGACACCCUCGCUAACUCUCUCAGCCAACGGCUGCUCGGCUCCCUCCACCCUGGCCAUCAAAGAGGAGAGCAAGGGAGACAUUCGCCUCCUCUACUCCCUCGCGCCGCCCGAGGGGCGUUUGGCCGAGGGAGGCAGAGAGGAUGCGAGCGGGGUCGUGAAAAGCGAAGGAGGUGAGGAGAAGGAGAGGGAGCGGGAGAAGGGCUGGGUCCUCGGCGAGACCAGGGGGCUCGGCGAGAGAGGAGGCGAGCAGGCCCACGGUUUGCUCUGGGUGCCCAAGGAGCGGAUGGGCCCCGAAAGAGGAGCAGGAAGUGGGAGCCCUUCUCUUUUCCCCUCCCCCCUCUCAAUGCCUUUUGUUUCAGCCAAUCACGAGGCCUCGCAGCAGAAGAGAGGCAUGUCUUCACCUAGCAUGGUUUACCUGGGAGACACCAAGUCCUUUUUGGGAGAUACGAAGCCAUUUUUGGGAGAUGCCAAGCUGUAUGGAGGUGGGAGAGCUGGUGGAGCCGGUGCGGGCGGAACGGGAGGAGGAGGAGGAGGAGCAGGAGGAGGAGGUGGGGAGAAGCAGAGCCAGAUGACCCAACAGCAGUACACAGGAGGAGGUGGAGGGAGCGGUGCAGGAGGACAGGAGGGGAAGGGAGGAGCCACGAAAGAAGAGUCCCAAUCCCUGCUCAGGCGGCGCAGAGGCAGCGGGGUUUUCUGCGCCAACUGUCUGACCACCAAGACGUCGUUGUGGAGGAAAAACGCUAAUGGGGGCUACGUCUGCAACGCAUGUGGUUUAUACCAGAAACUACAUUCGACGCCCAGGCCUCUCAACAUCAUCAAGCAGAACAACGGCGAGCAGAUCAUCCGGCGGCGAACCCGGAAGCGCCUCAACCCGGACUCGCUGACGGCCGAAAACCCCGCCCCCAAGCAGCAGCGCAUCGCCAGCGAGGAGCGCAUCAACGGGGAGGAGUCGGACAGGAGCUGCGCGUCGGUGAAAAACCAGCAGCCGUCGCCUCGCUCCCGCUCGCCGCGAUCCACCCAAGCCUUCUUAGCCAACCAAACCUUGGAGAUCCACCGGCGCAUGCCCCCCCUCCUCCUGCCCUCGCACGCCCCCGCCUCUAUGGUGGCCGAGGGCAACGGGGGCAUAGCCGAGGGAGGCAUACCCUCGAAGAUGGAGGGGGUGAAAGGGGGAGGGGGGUCAGAGAGAGGCAGCCCCAUCGAAAAGUACAUGCGUCCGUCUAAACCUUCCAGUUAUUCGCCUCCUGGUUCGCCCAUAGAAAAGUACCAGUAUCCCCUUUUCUCGCUACCCCUGCCGUUAACCCUGACCCCCGAUUUGACCCCCGAGUCGGACUGGCUCAGGUUCUGGACCAAGUAUAAGAUGGCAGCCGCCUCUGGGGUUCCUGGUAGCAUCAGUAACCUGAGCAGCCCCGGCGGCCUGGGGAAUAACGCUCAUUAUCUCGGUGCGAUGGUGUCUCCGGUACAGCAUCAUCAGCAGAGCUACACGGUGCCUUACUGCGCCUCUCCCUACUCCCCUCUUCCGCCCCCUCCGGCUCCGACUCACUACCCUCCCCCUCCCCUCCACCCGCAGACCUCCUCGUCGUCAUCGUCGUUGGAGAACGAGGCGCCUCUGGAUCUCGCCAUAAGACAGAGGGACGCUCACGUGUCGACGAACGGCGCCGAGAGGAGAAGGCAGGAGUCGCCGCUGGCCGAGAGGCAAAGGGGGAGCUGGAAGGGAGAGAAGGAGGAGGAGGAGAGGACAGACGACGGAGGGAACUCGGGUGAGGAGACGGGGAAGGAAGCGAAAGACGACUUGACGAAAUGUCAGUCGAACGUCCCGUCCCACCGCAAAACGGUGGAGGCGGCCACGCAGGACGACCUGACCAAUCGCUGCGUCCACUGCGGGAUCUACUUCCUCGACGAAGUCAUGUACGCCCUGCACAUGAGUUGCCACGGCGACAAGGGACCAUACCAGUGCAGUUUUUGCCUCCACGUGUGCGUCGAUCGGUAUGACUUCACCACACACAUACAGAGGGGCUUACACAGGUACACAGACAAAACGUCGCAGCAGAGGGGUCACGCGCAGGACGGCGGCGUCCAGAGCGCCGCCACCGCGCCGACGGAGUGUCAGGACGCGCCGGCGGAGGACAAAGACGGAGGCGGUAAUUAUGAGGUCACCGACGGCGACGUAAUAGGAGCAUGUCACGACGGCCAAGAUAAGGAGGAAGACGCAGGUAGCGACGCCAAUGACAAUGACGCAGGAGAUGAAAAGGAAGUAAGACCAGAGGAGCACGCCAUAACGAACCAGGAGUCAGGGGGCAAAGAGGUGUCGGACGCCCCCGGUGAAAUAAAAAAAAACGCAGAGGUCACGACUCACCAGUCCGUAAAGUUAGACGAGAGCACAGAGGGAAAUUAAACGAUGUCUCUGACUCACGCAAACCUUAAACAACGCGUUAUUGGAUGAAUAAGCUGUAUGCCUUCACGUUCCUGGAGGCUAGCUCAUGUCAAAAUGGGCCUAUCCUGGGCACUAAAUGGAACACAUCCUUAUGCUGGAAGCACUCGGCUGUCAAAUGGUCAAAAAAUCAUUGUAGGAUCCGGCUGGGGCAGUUUCGGAGAAACGGCCUGAAUCCCCGGUUGAGUGACAGUCACUUGACAGCUCCGUGGAGAGAUUUCAACGACGAGUCCGGGCAUGCAGCUGAAAUCCCCUUUAAUAAACAGCCACUUCAUGUGCUUUCCAUAUAAGUGGAUUGGAAGCUGGACUGAAAGUUGGACUGGCCAUAUUUAGGAUGAAUUUGAGGCUUGCCCUUCGCGUAGCCGCCAUAUAGCUGAGCAAAUAAAAUAAAAAGUAAAUAUAAAAAAAAAAAAAAAAACAUAAAAACUUAAAAAGGCCUGAAGCAAAACUUAGCUGAAUUGUUAUGCACCGUGCUAAAAAAAAGAAAGGAGAAAAAAAAGCUGGUUCAAACUCGAUGUACCACGCAGACUUUUAUUUUGGUACAACCAGAUCUGAUCUGGUUAGAACUGCUUCGUUCUUGCCCAGAGCGUGUUUUCAACAUGUUUUUCGUGCGAAUGGAUCAAAAACCAAAACAUACUUUGACUAUUUAAAGCUGGAUUGGUGUUAACUUUGGUACAGAAGUUUCUUUCCCUCGUGAAACGGCAGACUGGUUGGUUUCGAUUCGACCGUGACUACGUGAACUGCUUAAAGCCAGUCUGAACUGAUAAAACCGGUGUAACUCCGGACCGAAGUGUUCUCUUCAUCCAUUUGGAUUAAACCAAGUGACAUUAUUUUCUACCUUCCUCUGUGCCAUGAUACUAGCUACGUGCCUGGCUGCUUGCCUAAUAGAACAACCAUCUAUUAACCUGCUUAACAUUUAUAUUAAUAAUAAUGGUGGUAAUAAUAAUAAUAAUAACUAUGAUGAUGAUACCAUACAAAAAAUGCAAUUUGCUACACUCUCCUAUGUAAUGUUUUUUUUUCCUUUGUAAAGGCAAAUAAUGCUUUUUUUUUUCUUUUUGCAGGAAAUGGUACUAUACAAACUAGUUUCUUUGAGUUUUUCUUCUUGUUUUUGAGCUUGUUUGUAUUAUAUGUUCCUAAUGAGACUUGUUACGUUGAUAACAGCCGUCAAGCAGAAAUGGUACCGCAAAACUAAGGGGUCAGCGUGCAUGUGUGCAUUUGUGUAACUGCAUUUUUUUUCUUUUUUCUUUUUUUUUUUUGCGCGUAAAGGUUCAGAGGAUGCGUCCGUCCCCGGAUGAUGAUGUAAUCGUAAUGAAGGCUCAGUUUUUUCAGUCCUCAGGGGUCACACGUGUUGCACACCAGCCCGCCUGUUUCAUAGCAUGUGACACAUCAAUUUGACAUGUUAAAGGGUCUAAUGGUUUUAGCAUGUUUCAUAUUGUUCUCUUAUAUAUGUUCUUGUUGCGUUUUGUUUUUCUUUUUUUUUUUUUUUCAAUAGGUCAACAUGGUAUGUAACUUUUAUUUUCUGUAUGUCUACAUAUUGUUAGGUUACACAGUUUUUAGACCUAGGGAGGAACUUAGGGAGUAAAACCUGAAACUUUUACGGAAAGGAUCAAACGUUUGGGUUAACUGUAUAAACUUUUUUCUCUGUGCCGAGUCCACGGAGAUUCUUGCCUACAGUGUUUUAUCUCAUAUCGCUGAGAGUUCGUUAGGGUACCUCUAUGUAGCAUGUUAGCAUCAUAUCAAAUCUGCAAAAUAUGUUGCCUUUUCUAUGGAUGGGAACUGUUACAUGUUAGACCUAAAAAAAAAAAAAAUGAGAUGACAUUGUUUCUUUUUAUAAUUCAAUGAAGUAAAACUAUCAUGUUGCUUUCAACUCCAACCAACGCAUCGCGCACAUUUGCCAUUCAUUACCUCGUUCACUGCGUCUUUUUUAACAUGGAUAGGGAUAGUUCAGUGAAGUGGGGUCGUAUGAGGUGGUUAUCUACAGUCAGCGUGUUACCGACAGUAGGUGGUGCUUGUCGAGCCCCAAGCAAUGAACUGUUGUGAACAGGUCAGAAUCAUUUUUAUCCACUUUAAACAAGUCCUUAUCUGCCAGGGGGAACUGAGGCCAUUUCAGUGUUCUCUUCAAAGCCACCAGACUCCAUUGACGAAAACAAUCAAUUUACCUGACACAAAACACUGAAGUUACUGGUCUGCCUAUGUGUGACUUUGGCGUUUUAGUGCGUCCUUUUUGGUCAGAACUGAGCGUUAACACACCAAAGUCGCACAUUUAACUCAAACUAACUAACAAAUCAAGGCAGCGGUACACCAUUAACUCCAAAAGUCUGAUGUAAAAAGAUCUCUUUUUUUCAUCACUGAAGUCUGGUGGCUUUCAGUAGACUGUGGCUUCAGUAGGUAACGCAGCGACUGUGGAUAAUUACCUGAUACGAGCCCACUUCAAAUAAAGCCAAAUUAGACCUUUUUAGGAGAAGAUCCACCUGCUCCUCGGAACAACUUCAGUAACCGAGUCUCUCUUUAAACCAAUCUCCAGUCUUCGUCUUUGAGAAUAUCGCAACAGUCAAAGCCCCCCCCCCCCGCUCUUUAAAGUGGAACAACACGGCCUCAUUUAUUUUUGUACCGAGAGAAUGACUUCUCCAGCCUUGCUGCCUUAGUUGCUAGAAAACAAAAAGAAAAGGAAAAAAAAAAAGCAAACACAAAAAGGGACUUCUCCUGGAGCAAAUAACGAAAGGCCGGGGAAGAAAGAACAAACUAAAGAAUAUUUUUCUACGCUUAUCCAAAAGAAUGAAAACUAUUCCGCCCAGUGCCUGGUAACUUGUAUCAUUUUUUUCCCGACAGAUGUGCUGUGUAGAAAUGUUCUGUGAGCUAGGUUAGGAAGACGUUGAUACUGACUCCCGCGCGCCAAGUUGUCAUCGAUUCUGAUACUUAAGCAUAGCUGUCCGUCUGGUCGAUCAAACUUUUUAAUUCGCCCAGCAGGAGGACGACCCGCUUCCUGUUUGAUCUAGUGUGGUUGCUGUGCUGACUGUCUAGUUUCAGUUUUUACAUGUACGUACACUACUCUGUAGAAGCGUUGAGACGACAAUGCCAAGAAGGUGUUCUUUACUGUGUAUUUGGUGCACUUUGACAUAUCAGAGGACCGAAUCGUGGUAAAGGUGAAGCUGAUUGUUCUCUGAGAUGGUUAGCUUUAAUGCUAACUUUGUAGCCAUACCAGAUACACAGCCUAACAAGCAACUAUUUACCACGUCAGCCCAAGUGAAACCAGAUAACUAUCCAUCCUUACACAAUAUUAGCUGAAUCGGUUGUGUUACCGCUGGUACGUUUAAAGAUACGGGAACACCUCCACCUCGUCUUUACCUUGUAUGAUUGUGCUGCCCAUGUGACACGAGUGAAGACGUCUUAAUUUCAUUAAAGGUUGUUUUAUUCUCAAUCUUGGUGACCUGCUCCAAUCCUAUUAGUACUGAUCCAACGAUGCAAAGCUUAUUGCUUCUAUUCCAGGAAGUCCGUUAUUUUAAUGUGUUUUCAGAAUUAAUUCUUUGGGGGGGUACCUGUUGAGGGGCUGCUAGUCAAAUAAAAAGUGUUUACAUUUGUAAAUGUAGCAACCAGGGCCGCUUUCUUAAGAGACAGAACAAAGGGAGGGACGGGUGCAGGGACGCCCGCUGAGACGGACGGAUGUGCCUUUGAAGAGAAGGCGGCUGGAUAAAGGGAGGACGGGAUCAAAUGAUGCUUGUAGUGGCUGAUGAAAAGAGGUCUGCUUGAUGUACCCCGUUCGUCCCCUCUCCCUUGUUUCAUGUGUCUCUUUACCUCCAUUCAGCAUCACUUCUGUGCUUUUUUCAUCUGUUGGUCUUAAUGCAACAAUACCUCUCAUCUCGUCCACCUGCUGCCGCCGCCGCCGCUGUCCCGCCCGUAUUCCUCCGCCUCAUCCCCGCUGCGUCCGUCGGUAGAAAAGCUAAGGCGAUUUUAAAUGGGAGUCAAACUAAAAAAAAAAAAAAAAAAAGUUUCUUUACUCGAGGCCUCUGGUUAGCUGAAAGAAAUUCUUAGUAGCAGGAGAAGUUUUAAUAUUUGAUACAAACACAACUCCGGUUCUCAUCUUUUCGCGUCUUGUUGUCAAACUCUUCGUAGGGUUCCCGGAGAAACAGUUGGAAGAAGACUGUGAACAAAGAAGCAAACUAGCAUACCUUCCGUUAAAUCUGGGUUUACAAGGCACCUUGGCGAACUACACGGAUUUAGAUAGAUAUUAAAAUAUAUAGGAAUUCCGAAUCAUUUCUGAAGGGAAAUCUCGUACUUACAGACUUUGUGAAUGCAAACUUCUCAUGUGGAGAAACCUGUCAACCCUAAACAUGUUUUAUUUUUAUUUAAUUUAACUGCUCCCAUGUAAGGAUACCACAUUUCUAUUUAAAAAAAACGUAAGAAACUAUAGGAGAAUGUACUGUUCUUUUAGCUCCAAAUAGGCAAUUAUGGUUUUAGAAACUAGGUUCUGUGGGAUAACGUGGCAUGUCUCGGCUUUUUUUUUCUUUUCUUCUCUCUUUUUUUUUUUUAAACUUAAGUUACGACUGUAUGUUUUAGGUUUGAUGGCAUUUCAAAUCAGCGUUUACAUUGGGAGGCCUUAAUAAGUGUUUUCAUUUUUUUUGUGUCUUUGUCAGAAUGUUUUCUAGGAAAUGAUGCUGUCGCUUGCACUUCAUUUAUUAAGUUCUUAUUGCCAAGGAAGGAAGGGAGAACACACACAUACACACACACACACACUCACACACAAACACGCACACACACACACGUAGUGGUACGGAUUGAGUGUACAUUUUGUGGUGUACAGUGUUAACCAAGGCCAGUUUGUUAUUGGCCAGACACGCGCAUGCAAGCACACACAGACACAAACACGUCAAGUAUGUACAUUUAAUCGAUAUAUUUUAGUAGAGUUAUGUUCAGUCAAAUGGCUUUUAUAGAAAAAGAAAUGGGAUUUUUUUUUUCUUUUUAGUUUACGUUCUCUCUCAUGUUGUAUUUUAUUCUGCUACUUUUCUGUACGUUAUUCGUUUCUAGGUUUUGUUUCAUGCAAAAAUGGUAUUUCAACAACAUAUUUUGACAGCCAAGAAAAGUUUGUUACACAGCUAAACUUGAAGAAUAAUGAUGAUGAUGAUGAUGAUGAUAAUAAUUAAUAAAAGUAAUAACAAAUAUA